Molecule: messenger RNA, 5450 nt
Organism: Coregonus sp. 'balchen'
Lineage: Eukaryota; Metazoa; Chordata; Actinopteri; Salmoniformes; Salmonidae
Source: the annotation of a GenBank genome assembly
UGGCUUAACUCAACACAGUCUCUCCUCCUGUUGCUGCUAUUGGCGCAGCUGCUUGUCCUUUCGUGGUCACGCCCCACCCACAAGUGCCCCCUCUUUGCCCAACUGACAAUGAUGGUCCAGCAAAUGAGAAGCCUGCAGAUGCUGACAAGGAAUCUACAGGUGAGUGAGUUUACCAUAGUUUGGUAGGCACAGCACGGUCAAUGCUAGUCAACAUACUCUCAUUAUGUGACCAAUAUAACUCCAAUAUAACUCUUAUCUAUGUCCUCUUCCUUUAGAGUGAAAGUGAAUUCAGCGGUAUAGAGCUUCUAGAGUACAACCUAGACUCUCUUCCAGAGAUGGAACACACAGCAAAUCACCUCAGUUCACUAAAGGUAUCUGUCUUCUCAAGUCCAGCCCCUAUUGCAUGCUUUUAUCUGUCUCUUUCUAAAUAACUACAGUGCCUUCAGAAAGUAUUCACACCCCUUGACUUUUUCCAAAUUUUGUUGUGUUACAAGAUCUACACAAAAUACUAUGUAAUGUCAAAGUGAAAAAUAAUAAUAAUAAUAAUUAAUGGAAAAUAAAACACCUUUGGCAGCGAUUACAGCUGUGAGUCUUUCUGGGUAAGUCUCAAAGAGCUUUGCAAAGCUGUAUUGUACAAUAUUUGCCCAUUAUUCUUUUAAUAUUUUUUCAAACUCUGUCAAGUUGGUUGUUGAUCAUUGCUAGACAGCCAUUUUCAAGUCUUGCCAUAGCUUUUCAAGACGAUUUAAGUCAAAACUGUAUCUAGGCCACUCAGGAACAUGCAAUGUCGUCUUGGUAAGCAACUCCAAUGUAUAUUUGGCCUUGUGUUUUAGGUUAUUGUCCUGCUGAAAGGUGGAUUUGUCUCCAAGUGUCUUGUGGAAAGCAGACUGAACUAGGUUUUCCUCUAGGACUUUGCCUGUGCUUAGCUCCAUUCCUUUUCUUUUUAUCCUAAAAAACUCCCUAGUCCUUGCCGAUUACAAGCAUACCCAUAACAUGAUGCAGCCACCACCAUGCUUGAAAAUAUGAAGAGUGGUACUCAGUGAUGUGUUGUGUUGGAUUUGCCCCAAACAUAAGGCUUUGUAUUCAGUACAAAAAGUUUGUUUCUUUGCCAUAUUUUUUACAGUAUUACUUUAGUUCCUUAUUGCAAACAGGAUACAUGUUUUGAAAUAUAUUUUAUUUUGUACAGGCUUCCUUCUUUUCAUUCUGUCAUUUAGGUUAGUAUUGUGGAGUAACUAAAAUGUUGUUGAUCCAUCCUCAGUUUUCUCCUAUCACAGCCAUUUAACUCUGGAACUGGUUUAAAGUCACCAUUGGCCUCAUGGUGAAAUCCCUGAGCGGUUUCCUUCCUCUCCGUCAACUGAGUUAGGAAGGACGCAUGUACGGUGGGGAAAAAAAGUAUUUAGUCAGCCACCAAUUGUGCAAGUUCUCCCACUUAAAAAGAUGAGAGAGGCCUGUAAUUUUCAUCAUAGGUACACGUCAACUAUGACAGACAAAAUGAGAAAAACAAAUCUAGAAAAUCACAUUGUAGGAUUUUUAAUGAAUUUAUUUGCAAAUUAUGGUGGAAAAUAAGUAUUUGUGUCAAUAACAAAAGUUUCUCAAUACUUUGUUAUAUACCCUUUGUUGGCAAUGACACAGGUCAAACGUUUUCUGUAAGUCUUCACAAGGUUUUCACACACUGUUGCUGGUAUUUUGGCCCAUUCCUCCAUGCAGAUCUCCUCUAGAGCAGUGAUGUUUUGGGGCUGUCGCUGGGCAACACGGACUUUCAACUCCCUCCAAAGAUUUUCUAUGGGGUUGAGAUCUGGAGACUGGCUAGGCCACUCCAGGACCUUGAAAUGCUUCUUACGAAGCCACUCCUUCGUUGCCCGGGCGGUGUGUUUGGGAUCAUUGUCAUGCUGAAAGACCCAGCCACGUUUCAUCUUCAAUGCCCUUGCUGAUGGAAGGAGGUUUUCACUCAAAAUCUCACGAUACAUGGCCCCAUUAAUUCUUUCCUUUACACGGAUCAGUCGUCCUGGUCCCUUUGCAGAAAAACAGCCCCAAAGCAUGAUGUUUCCACCCCCAUGCUUCACAGUAGGUAUGGUGUUCUUUGGAUGCAACUCAGCAUUCUUUGUCCUCCAAACACGACGAGUUGAGUUUUUACCAAAAAGUUCUAUUUUGGUUUCAUCUGACCAUAUGACAUUCUCCCAAUCCUCUUCUGGGAUCAUCCAAAUGCACUCUAGCAAACUUCAGACAGGCCUGGACAUGUACUGGCUUAAGCAGGGGGACACGUCUGGCACUACAGGAUUUGAGUCCCUGGCGGCGUAGUGUGUUACUGAUGGUAGGCUUUGUUACUUCGGUCCCAGCUCUCUGCAGGUCAUUCACUAGGUCCCCCCGUGUGGUUCUGGGAUUUUUGCUCACCGUUCUUGUGAUCAUUUUGUGAUUUUCUGGAUUUUUUUUCUGCAAUUUGUCUGUCAUAGUUGACGUGUACCUAUGAUGUAAAUUACAGGCCUCUCUCAUCUUUUUAAGUGGGAGAACUUGCACAAUUGGUGGCUGACUAAAUACUUUUUUUCCCCACUGUAUCUUUGUAGGGACUGGGUGUAUUGAUACACCAUUCAAAGUGUAAUUAAAAACAAUGUCUGCUUUUAUUUUAUUUUAUUACCCAUCUACAAAUAUGUGCACUUUUUGCGAGGCAUUGGAAAACUGCUCAACUGAGGGACCUUCCAGAUAAUUAUAUGUGUGGUGUACAGAGAUGGGGUAGUCAAAAAAAAAAAUCUGUCCAUGCAACUUAUUAUCUGACUUGCUAAGCAUAUUUUUACUCCUGAAGUUAUUUAGGCUUGUCAAAACAGGGGUUGAAUACUUAUUGACUCAAGACAUUUCAGCUUUUCAUUUUUGAAUAAAAAUGUCUAAAAACAUAAUUCCACUUUGACAUUAUAGGGUAUUGUGUGUAGAUCAGCGACACAAAAUCUAAAUGUAAUACAUUUUAAAUUCAGGCUGUAACACAACAAAAUGUGGAAAAAGUUAAGGGGUGUGAAUACUUUCAGAAGGCACAGUACAUACAGUGCCUAUAGAAAGUCUACACCCCCUUGAACUUUUUUCACAUUUUGUUGCGUUACAAAGUAGGAUUGAAAUAGAUUUAAUUGCAAUUAUUUGUCAUUGAUCUACACAAAAUACUCCAUAAUGCCAAAGUGAAAAGACAAUUCUACAAGUUAAAUAACAAAAAUAUAGUCGUUGCAUAAGUAUUCACCCCCUUUGUUAAGGCAAGCCUAAAUUAGUUUAGAAGUAAAAAUUGCCUUAACAAAUCACACAAUAAGUUAUAUGGACUUGUGAAAUAAUAGGGGUUGACAUAAUCUGUCAAAUAUUGCAUUUUAAGCACAAAUUCAACUACAAAGACCAGGGAAAAAGCCUCAUAAAGAAGGGCAGUGAUUGGUAGAUGGGUAACAAUAACAAAUCAGACUUUAAUAAAUCUUUAAGCAUGGUCAAGUUAAUAAUUAUGCUGUGGAUGAUGGAUUAAACCACCCAGACCCAUCAAAGAUGCAGUCGUCCUUCUGAACUGAGCUGGAGGACAGGAAGGAAACUGCUUAGGGAUGUUACCAUGAGGCCAUUGGUGAUUUUAAAACAGCUCUAGAGUCAAUGGCUGUGAUGGGAGAAAACUGAGGUCUAAAUGCAAAGCCUUAUGUUUGGAGCAAAUACAACACAUCACUGAGUAACUGCCUCCUUAUUUUCAAGCAUACUGUUGGCUGCAUCAUGGUACGGGUAUGAUUGACAUCGACAAAUACAGGGGAGUUUUUCAGGAUGAAAAGGAACGGGAUGGAGCUAGGCACAGGCAAAAUCCUAGAGGAAAACCUGUUUCAGUCUGCUUUACACCAGACACUGGGAGAGGAUUUCACCUUUCAGCAGGACAAUAACCUACAACACAAGGCCAAAUCUAUACUGGAGUUGCUUACCAAGAAGACAGAGAAUGUUCCAGGUUACAGUUUUGACUUAAAUCUGCUUGAAAAUCUAUGGCAAGACUUGGAAAUUGCUGUCUAGUCAUGAUCCCCAACACCUUAACAGAGCUUGAAGAAUUUUGAAAAGAAUAAUGGGCAAAUAUUGCACAAUACAUGUGUGCAAAGCUCUUAUGAGACUUACCCAAGAAGCUGUAAUCGAUGCCAAUGGUGUUUCUAACAUAUAUUGACUCAGGGAGCUGAAUACUUAUGCAACAACUAUAUUUUAGUUAUUUCAUUUUUAUUCAUAAAAAAAAAAGAAAAAAGACAGAGUAUUUUUUGUAGAUUGUUGACAAAAACUCACAAUUAAAUCAAUUUUUAUCCCACUUUGUAACACAAUAAAAUGUGAAAAAAUCCAAGGGGUCUGAAUACUUUUGCAAGGCACUGUAUACAGUGCUACAUUGUGUGAAAGUGACAAAGCGAUAUGAAUGUAGUGACUUAAAGCAGCAAAAAUGUAUACCAUAAUUCAUCACUGCUCAGUUUAUUUAAUAUAUUGUGAGGAAUGCUUCAGGGACGCUUUAUCACUUUUCAGAAGCUUUUUGAUGUUGCACUAAAUAAUGUGUUUAUAACACAGUGUCAAGUCCCCAGUCUUUAGAAUUCACACCUUGUCGCCCUCUCUCCCCUCUCCCAGCUAAACGACUCCCUUUCACAACUUUACACGGAUCUCCGCUCCUUUAAGCUGCACCUUGAUUGGCUGAUUGAUGUCCGAGUCAGUAUGAGCCUGCCAGUCUCUCCCAAGACAGUAGAGGUCACCAGAGGCCUGCAGCAUAUCUCAAGCCUCUGCUCUACUGCACUACAGCAGGUAGGUAGCUCAAUAUACUCUGGGUACAGUAGUGGUGCAUGUGCAAAAUCAAUGGGGAAGCCAGGCCAGAAAAAAAUGCCAUAUUACAACCUAUGUGUUGUCAUAAUUAUGUUGUUUGCUCUUUAACCUGUUAGUUCAUAUGCCUUGCCACCGUGAGAGUUAGACUGGGUACAGAUCUAGGAUCCACUUACGCUGUCAAAUUCCAAACCUUAUCCAUAAGUGAGAGAAAAUGUAACUGACCUUAGAAGAGUAUAGGGGCAAUGUCAUUCUACUCCCCUUAGAUCAAUCCACUCAGAUCAAUAAGACACAAAGCUGAAGUGGCACAAAAAGAGCUGACUAAUGUCAGUGGUAGAAACCUCAAUUUACCCUCAAGGUGUGGAAAAAAACGUCCAUAUAAUAUAACAAAUAUGGAAAAGCCGUUUAGAUUUUGAUAAUUGACUUUGGUAUGUUUAGAUGUAAUAUUUGACAGUAACAUAAGAUUCUUAGUUCGCACCAUUCUAACUUCUCCCCCCCCCUUUUUCCCUCCAUUAUAGAUUGCGUGCCCACUACCCCAGAUUUCCAUUCCUUCUUUCCCAACGCAACUCAGAACCUGGGACGUGGUCCUCCUCUCCUACGAGAUUCCUGAACGGUUAGGAUUUUACUGUCAAUGGUCUACCAGAGUGCUGGUCCUCCUUAGGUCAAAAGUUCAGGGCCUU